AGCGGAAAUGAGGUCAUGAGUUUCCUGCAGAUGGGGCAGAAUAAACGAUGCUGUAUAUAUGUGUUUCGUUAAAGAACAAAGAAGGAACUGUUCGUCUAAUUAAAGAAUAUAGAGUCAAGUAUUGAGUGGUUAAAUCGAAACAUCGCUAUCAAUGCUGGCGGACUCAGGCGGGCGGUGCCGGGGAAGAAAGCGGUCAGCAGCAGCAGUGGGUGGGCCAGACUCUGGUGGGCGGGGCCGCAGCAGCACACCUGCAGCACAGGCGAGACGGAAAGCACCAGAGGCUGGAGAAGAAGAGGAUCAGUCAGAGAAGAAAUUCAGAAAGUGUGAGAAAUCCGGAUGUCCAGCGACGUACCCCGUGUGUUUCGCCAGUGCGUCUGAGAGGUGUGCUAGGAACGGUUACACGUCUCGCUGGUAUCACCUGUCGUGCGGAGAGCACUUCUGUAACGAGUGCUUCGAUCAUUACUACAGGAGUCACAAAGACGGAUACGAGACCUUCUCCUCCUGGAAGAGGGUCUGGACCAGCAAUGGGAAGAGCGAGCCCAGCCUUAAAGCCUUCAUGGCCGACCAGCAGCUGCCCUACUGGGUUCAGUGCACUAAUGCUGACUGUGGGAAGUGGCGUCAGCUGAAUAAAGAGACACAGCUGACCUCGGCGCUGGCCUCGUCCUACCGCUGCGGGAUGAAGCUCAACAGCGUGAAGGUGGAAGGAAGUGAUGCGUGCUCUCAGCCGGAGGACGUGCGGGUGUCCGGUGUGACGGACAGCUGGUGGCUCUCUAUGCUCAUCCUGCCGCCACUGUUUAAGGACAGUCCGGCCAGUCCCUUCCUCUCCGCUUAUUACCCGGACUGUGUGGGCAUGAGCCCGUCUGCUUCACCCGAGCACCGCAGAGCUGCUCCGCCUCAGAUCCCCGGACUCUCGCCCUAUUUCCAGCCCUUCUAUCAGCCGAAUGAGUGUGGGAAGGCCCUGUGUGUCAGACCUGAUAUGAUGGAGCUGGACGAGCUGUACGAGUUCCCAGAGUUCUCCAGAGAUCCCACCAUGUACCUGGCUCUGAGGAACCUGGUGCUGGCAGCCUGGAACCGUGACUGCAAGGAGGUUCUGACGCUGCAGAAGUGUGCUCCUCAUGUGAUUGUACGUGGGCUGGUGCGUGUCCGCUGCGUUCAGGAGCUGGAGCGGGUCCUGUACUUCAUGACCAGGAAGGGCCUGAUCAACACCGGAGCACUGCAGAUUAAGUCCUCGCUGCUGCCUGAGUCACAGCACAAUAAGGUGCUGGUCAUCGGAGCAGGUGCCGCAGGGCUCGCUGCUGCAAGACAACUCCAGAACUUCGGCAUGCAGGUGGUGGUUCUGGAGGCAAGGGAGCGAAUUGGGGGGCGGGUUUGGGAUGAUGCGUCGCUGGGCGUGACGGUGGGCCGCGGAGCUCAGAUCGUCAACGGCUGCGUCAACAACCCCAUAGCCCUGAUGUGUGAGCAGGUGGGUCUGCGGAUGCACACUCUGGGCGUCCGCUGCGAGCUCAUUCAGGAAGGUGGACGUGUCACAGACCCAGCUCUGGACAAACGCAUGGACUUCCACUUUAACGCUGUGCUGGACGCUGUAUCCGAGUGGAGGAAAGACAAGGCGCAGUCCCAGGAUGCACCACUGGGCGAGAAGAUCCAGGAAGUGUACAAGACGUUCCUGCAGGAGUCUGGACUUCAGUUCACCGACCUGGAGGAGAAGGUUCUGCACUUUCAUCUCAGUAACCUGGAAUACGCCUGUGGAAACACACUGGACCAGGUGUCAGCGCGCUCGUGGGAUCAUAACGAGUGUUUCGCUCAGUUCUCUGGAGAUCACACACUGCUCACUGAUGGAUACUCAUCUGUCCUGCACAAACUCGCUCAGGGACUCGACAUCCGGCUCAAUACUGCGGUGCAGCAUGUGGAUUACUCUGGAGAGGGAGUGACGGUGGUGUCCAGCUGUGGCUCUCGCUGGAGUGUGCAGAAGGUUUUGGUGACGGUUCCACUGGCUCUGCUGCAGAAGAACCUCAUCGGGUUCAGUCCUCCUCUUCCUGACAGGAAGCUCAAAGCCAUCCACAGUCUGGGAGCUGGAGUCAUUGAGAAGGUGGCUCUCCAGUUCCCCUCGCGCUUCUGGGAUAGGAAAAUCCAGGGAGCGGAUUACUUUGGCCACGUCCCGCCCUGUCCGGAGAAGAGAGGCCUGUUCAGUGUGUUCUACGACAUGAGUCCACAGGGUGAGGAGUGUGUGCUGAUGACGGUGGUCACCGGCGAGGCUCUCUCUCUGCUGCGGGGUCUUCAGGACUCUCAGGUGGUGGAUCUGUGUAUGAGCGUCCUCCGCGAGCUCUUCGAGGAGCAGGAGGUUCCGGAGCCGCUCCGGUUCCUGGUGACCCGCUGGAGCACUGACCCGUGGGCUCAGAUGUCCUACAGCUUCGUGAAGACGGGCGGCAGCGGAGAGGCCUAUGACAUCAUCGCUGAAGACGUGCAGGGCAAGCUGUUCUUCGCCGGAGAGGCCACAAACAGACACUUUCCUCAGACGGUGACAGGAGCGUAUCUGAGUGGAGUGCGUGAGGCCAGCAAGAUCACAGCGCUUUAGCAGCGACACACACACACACACACACACACACACACAGAGCAAGAUCACAGCACUUUAGCAGCGACACACACACACACAGAGCAAGAUAGUAGCGACACACACACACACAGCAAAAUCACAACACUUUAGCAGCAACACACACACACACACACACACAUAGCAAGAUAGUAGCGACACACACACACACACAGCAAGAUCACAACGCUUUAGCAGUGACACACACACACAAGAUCACAGCGCUUUGGCACCGUCUCACUCUGAUCCAGAACCAGAUCACCACAGGACUGUGUGAUCACCACUACACACACACACACACACACACACUCUCUCUCACACACACACACACACACACACAAAGCUGAUGAGAUAGAAUGAUGAGAAAUGAUCUAACACACACGCUGCAGGUCUUUUACUGACUGAAUCAAUGAACUUUCAUCAGAUUUUUGACGGUUUUGAAGUUGUUAAACAUCAGUUUGUAAACAUGUCUUUUUAAUUUCACAGCUGAAAUUAAUUGUCAUUUUCUGCUGACUUUGAAAUGAGGGGUUUUGUAUGAUUAUGUAAAGAGAUGCACACAAAGAUUUCCUCUGUAAAUUGUUUUUUGUCCUUUGUUCAGAUUAUGGAAAUAUUUUUGCCUUCUUACAUUUGUUUUGAAACAGGCUCAGUUUUGAUGGUAAGAUCAUUUGUUCCUGUAAUGUAUUAAAAAUGAUAAAUUAUUCUAAA
Molecule: messenger RNA, 3292 nt
Organism: Puntigrus tetrazona (Sumatra barb)
Lineage: Eukaryota; Metazoa; Chordata; Actinopteri; Cypriniformes; Cyprinidae
Product: lysine-specific histone demethylase 1B
Exons: 21
Coding region: 152-2572 (806 amino acids)
Molecular function (GO): protein binding; oxidoreductase activity; zinc ion binding
Source: RefSeq, a predicted model, not a curated record